Molecule: messenger RNA, 6655 nt
Organism: Acanthoscelides obtectus
Lineage: Eukaryota; Metazoa; Arthropoda; Insecta; Coleoptera; Chrysomelidae
Source: the annotation of a GenBank genome assembly
UCUGAUAGAACGCGUGCUCGAUCCGCGACCCCAAUUCCACUGCAUGCGCGUACGUGCAUGAAUGAAUCGAGUAGUGGUGCGGUAGUGGAAUUCGUGAAACAUGUUUUCCGUUUCUCCCAUUUCCACGCGAAAAUUCUGACGUUUAGGUUUAGUACCAAACUUAGAACACAUACACGGGGCACCGGUCGACAGCUACAUGCUUCGAAUUUCCUGUGUAUCGUAUUAACGGAUUACCGUUUUUGUUUGUAUUAGCGCAGCGGCCGCGUUUACCUAUUUUCGAUAGUUAACCGUUAAUUCUGUCAGAGCCUACUGCGCCUAAAAAUGUGCUUUACGUUUUUGUGUACUUAAGUACUCCUUAUCUUAUUUGUGAUUGUUCUUACUUACUAGCAUUAUUUAACUGAAGCUGUGAUCGGUGUUUUUCUUAUUGUAAAGGACCAUGGAAGGCAUCGCGUUCAACUUCGCUCUGAGCAGCUUGAAAGUGAUUUCGUUCGUUUUGGAUGUGAUUACAUUCCCGAUAUACUUCAUCUUGGACAACCCUUUGGAGGCUAAGCGGAAGGCUAAGGAAGUCAGGGCUACAAUUAUUGAUAGAGGUCCAAAUUAUAUCACAUUUAGAGGAAAGCAACAGCCUACCGAGUUUCACAUAGAACUUCUUGAAAAUGGCAUCGAUACUAUGUCAAAAAUGUUGGAUUACUGUAGUAAAAAACGAAAAAACAACAAAUGUUUGGGUACAAGAGAAGUGUUAGCUGAGGAAGAUGAAUUACAACCUAAUGGAAAAGUUUACAAAAAGUUCGUUUUAGGUGAUUACAAAUGGCAAAGUUACGAGGAGGUUAACACAUUGGCAACGCAUUUCGGACGAGGCCUGAGGGAACUGGGCAACGAACCAGGCAAGAAUGUGGUUAUUUUUUCAGAAACUAGAGCGGAGUGGAUGAUCGCAGCCCAUGGUCUAUUUAAACAGAGUAUCCCAUUAGUUACUAUUUAUGCUACGCUUGGCGAUGAAGCUAUUGCCCAUGGUAUCAACGAAACUGAGGUGUCUACAGUCAUAACGAGUUUUGAAUUGUUACCCAAAUUCAAACAAAUCCUCAGUUUAACUCCACAAGUAAAGACUAUUAUAUACAUCGAGGAUCAGUUGAAGAAACUUGAUGACACUAAUGGAUUUAAAAAUGGAGUUACUAUAAUAAAAUAUAAGGAUGUUUUAGAAAAAGGAAGAAACUCUAAUAUAGGAGAAGUAGCUCCAACUAAAGAUGAUGUAGCUAUUAUAAUGUACACCAGUGGAUCCACUGGUAUUCCUAAAGGUGUUAUGUUACAACACAAAAACUUAAUAGCUACCUUCAAAGCUUUCUGUGAUCUUACUAGAAUGCAAGAUGGUGAUAUAAUGAUGGGCUAUCUGCCUUUGGCUCACGUUUUUGAGCUAUUGGUGGAAAGUGUGUGUAUGUGUAUGGGUGUGCCUGUAGGAUAUUCGGGACCACUUACCUUAAUAGAUUCGGCUAGCAAAAUUAAAAAGGGUAGCAAAGGUGAUGCUACAGUCUUACGACCUACCUUUAUGACAGCCGUCCCGUUGAUUUUGGACAGGAUAGCGAAAGGCAUACACGACAAAGUGGAAAACAUGAACUUUACCACAAGGUUACUUUUCAGAUUUGCGUACGAAUACAAGUUGAAAUGGCAAAAAUUGUGCUUUUCAACGCCUUUAGUCGAUAGGAUAGUUUUUAGCAAAGUUCAAAAAAUCAUCGGCGGUCGAUUAAGGCUGAUCAUUUCUGGCGGAGCCCCGUUGACAGCUGAAACACAAGAACAAAUCAAGACGUGUAUGUGCAUAUCACUGUUGCAAGGAUAUGGACUGACUGAGACCACUUCUUCUGCCACGUGUCAAGACGAAUAUGACCCCACGUUUGGAAGAAUUGGCCCCCCUCUAAGCGGAAUAGAUAUAAAACUAGUCAAUUGGGAAGAGGGUAAUUACCUGGUUACUGAUAAACCAAAUCCUAGAGGAGAGAUUGUAGUAGGCGGUGAAAACAUCAGUAUCGGUUAUUAUAAGAAACCCGGAAAUACUAAAGAAGAUUUCUUUGAAGAAAAUGGAAGGCGGUGGUUUAAGACUGGUGAUAUUGGUGAAGUAGAUAGUGAUGGAGUAUUUAGGAUUAUUGAUCGUAAGAAGGAUCUUGUCAAACUACAAGCAGGCGAAUACAUUUCCCUAGGUAAAGUAGAAUCUUCCCUAAAAACUCUACCUCUUGUUGAAAACCUGUGCGUAUACGGGGACUCGACCAAGAACUUUUGCGUGGCGCUGGUCGUUCCCAGCUUGGACGAGUUACCGAAGUUUGCCGAAAGACUGGGGAUCACAGGCAAGAGUUUUGAAGAACUCUGCGAUGACGAAAGAGUACAAAAGGCUGUGACGCAGCAGCUUGCUGAACACGGACGUAAAUGUAAACUACACAGAUUUGAAAUUCCAACCGUAGUGAAACUCAUCUCAGAAAUUUGGUCCCCAGAAUCGGGUUUAGUCACCGCAGCUUUCAAGUUGAAGAGGAAAGAUAUACAAGAUAGAUAUAGAAACGAGAUCAAAAGAAUGUAUUCAUCUUAAGAGGCCUUAUUGUGUAAUGUGUAAUAUCUUUAGUUUGUUUUUAAUACAGUUUUGUUUGAUCCAGGUUCAUUCAGAGCUUGUAUAUGUGAAUAUUUUGCCCCUAAACCUCUGUACAAAUCAAUAUCGAACACUUCAAGGGGUUUGACGGUGGCUUAAACAUUCUGUGCAACUUGCGUGUGAUCGUGAACUUAACUUAUUAUAACAAGUGUAUGUAAAUUGAAAUUCUGAUUGUUACGUCCGUUCGUGUGAUAAAAGUUGCAGAUUUUGCCGAUAUGACGACAAGGGACUGAAUUGGUUGUUGAAAAACUGGAUGUGUCCAAUCUUUAUACUCCAUUUUAGAUUUUAGGAUAAGACAUGAUUUAUUUUGUCAUUUCAAUUAUUUUCUGACGCCCCCCGAAAUUGUUUAAGAUGUCCGUCACGGGGGGAAAGGUAUCUGCGAUCGAAAAUUUAAAAGCUGAGGAAGGGGGAUCAGUGCAUCUGAGAGCGAAUGUCCUUGUGUUCGAUUUCCUUUAGGCUCUUUACUGACCCCUCUUCGCCUAAAUGUCCCCACAAGGGAACGUUAUCGUUAACUUUGCGAAACACUGACCUAGAGGGAUUAGGGUCAAACAAUGUCAAGAGAUCGGAGAAUAAUUUGUCUGAAGAGAUUUCCCAGUCUACUAACCAUAGGCUAUUCAAAAAUUGGGUCGACAAAAUAUCAGCCUUUCUGUCGCAGUCUCAGCGGCUGCGCAUUUAUUCCCUGCGUUUGCAGCUGCAUUAGCUUACAGAAUGAUGUCAGUUAAGAUUCCAAUUGGGUUUAAAAUACAAACAUCAGAAAGAUGGACAAUAAUUUCAUGCAAACAUUAGUCUGAACUCUCAAAUUGACUAUUUAGAUUUGCGUGGUUCCUUUCUGUGCCUUUGAAAAGUUUCCAAAUGGUUUGACUGUAGGUGGCUAGUUAAUCCUUGAACACUGCUUUGACUCAAAAUCAUUGAACUUUCUUAAUAGUCUAGUCAUAUUAGCAAAUUUCCCCGAAAUAAUCGUUAAUUCUGGUUUUAUUGAUGCAAGUUUUUCAAGGGUAUUUAAAACAGGGACGCAUAAAGUGAGUACACCAAUUUUUGCGGGAAAACCUUUUAUUCGACAACAAAGAAUGAGAAAAAGCGUUUUUUGGGAUUCAGUCGAAAGUGUUGGCAGGAACGAAAAAACUCUUCCAAUAAGAUUUUUAGGUAUUUAUGAGACCUACAGAAUGAGAGAAUACGUAAAAGGAUCCGACUAAUAGUAAAAAAGUUAUGGCCGAAAACCUAUGCAAAAUGCAGGUUCUGGCACUUGUUGCUAAUGCGACGAUAAUAUCACGCAGCUACUUGAAAUUCUUCAAAUCCGAAGGCUUCUUACUUCGAAUUAACCACAACAAAAUUGGAGUCGAUCGGUCAAAUAGUUUUUGAGAGUUUCUAAUUGUUUAUCCCAAAACACCUGUCUUUCGGUCAUCACUACUAGUUCAUUGAGCAAUAUUCGUUCAAACGGGAUUUUAUAGUAAAAUACAAGAGUUUACCUUGCCGAUAUGAAUCUUAAGCCAUUCCGAAAGCUAAUAAGAACGAAGGGUUGCAGUAAUUGAACAGAUUCGCUACGAUAUUCGAAAAGCAUACGUUAUUAUACACAUUUUAACACAAAUGGGAUGUCUAUAACCUUUUGUUGAGAAGAAAAAAAAAUAUUUUCAACAUUUCUUCAUACUCUUGUGUAUACAUAUUUAGAGCUGAAAUUUUUAAAUGGUCAUAGAUGAGCCUUGAAGAAAAAAAAAUUCAAACUGAAAUGCGCUGAACUGAUUAUAAAGUGAGCGCAAACUAAAGUAUUAAUAUAGCUUACGUGUCUAAAAAGAAAAAAAUAGUACACAAAUAUCAACCAAUUGUAGCGAACUGACCGUCUGAAAUUAGGCAAAAUGCUCGGUAUUAGUCCCUAAUACAGUAUUUAAAGUUUCAGCAUUGUAUCUUGUAUAAUUUUCAAGAGUAUUUUGUUUAUAACAGAUUUGAUAUGCCUCCAACGUUUACUUGACAUUUGUCAGUGUCAAGUUUAGUGGUAUAAAGAUCCAGUAAACCAAGAGGCGUCGUAGCGUAAUGGGAGGGAUCGACGAUUGCAGAAUCGGAGGAUGGAGGUUCGAAUCCACAAACCCCCUUUCUUCUAUUAAUUUUUUUCUAUAUUUGGAGAAUAAAUGCUUUUUCAUAUUACGUGUACUUGUGCAGAUAAAUAACAAUACGAAAAAAUAAGCAGCAUUAUGGUUGCUAUGGUUAAUAAAUACAAAAUGCAAUGAAUCUUUCAUUCAGUUUCCUUCUCUAUGCACAACAAUACAACAAUUUGAUUUUUUCUAUAUUUAACUUUCACGUUGUCUUAGGGCAUCCUCUUUCCCAUCACUCCCGAAAAUGGAUAUUACCUUUGCGUGAUGCUGCUAUAAUACAAACUAUGCAAAAAUGUCUACGCUCUUGAUGAAAUGAGCAUUUACGCUCAUCAGUAACAUGAUAAAAUUCAAAAGCUGUGGGUUAGCUCACUUAAUUUUAUAAGUAUCCUCUACGGCUUCAAGAGGUACCUAAUAAGACCGCGUUCGAACACUUGAGCGUAUUAUCACAAACAAAAUUUCGGAUGUCUUUCAUUAUUGUUGGUUAAUGAUUAGAAAUUUUAUCAAAGUAGUAUAAAAAAAUUAUAAACAAUCAUACGUAUACCUCCGGUUUCCUGUUUGCAAGCUUAUAUUGUUUAUUAUAUUUAUCGCAAUAAAAGUACACAUAAGAUGAAAAACCAUCUAUAUAUCCAAUUAAAAAAAAUAAUAACAGAAAAAAAGAGCUUUGUGGAUUCGAACCCCCGUCUGCGGUCUGCAUUGUUAAUCCUUCCCAUUACGCUACGACGCCUGUUGGUUCACCGGAUCUUUAUACCACAAUUCUUGACACUGACAAGUGUCAAGGGAACAUUGGUGGGGCAUAUCAAAUUUGUGAUAAUGAACAACUAAAAUACUGUUGGAAACUAUACUAGAUACAAUGCUGAAACUUUAAAUAAUGUACUAGGACUAAGGGACUAAUACCGAUCCUUUUGCCUUUAAGGCUCAUCUUUGACCGUGUAAAAAGUUUAGCACUAAAUAUGUGUACACAAGAGUAUGAAGACAUCUUGAAAAAAAUUGUUUUCUGCGCAACAAAAGGUGAUAGAGACAUCCGCUUUGUUUUAAAAUGUGUUUAGAAACGUAUGUUUUUCGAAUAUCGUAGCGAAUCUGUACAAUUACUUACAAAUACGGAAUGUUCGAAUUUGCUUAGAAGAAAAAAAUUACAAUUAUUUUUCGGAAUGGCUUGUGAUUCAUGUUGGCAAGGUAAACUCGUGUAUUUUUCUAUAAAAUGAUCUUUGAACAAACCCGGUGUAUUGCUUAAUAAACUAGUAGCCGGAAGACAGAUGUUUUGGGAUAAACAAUUAAAAAUUCCAAAAAACUACUUGACCAAUCGACUCCAAUUUCAAGGAGCUGCGUGAAAUUAUCGUCGCAUUAGCAACAAGUGCCAAAACCUGCAUUUUGCCUCGGUUUUCGGCCAUAACUUUUUUACUAUAAGUGGGAUCUUUUUCCGUGUGGCCUCAUAAAUAACUAAAAAUCUUAUUUGAAAAUGAGUUUUUCCGUCCCUGUCAACACUUUCGAUUGAAUCCAAAAAAACACGUUUUCUCAUUCUUUGUUGUCGAAUAAAAAGUUUUCCCACAAAAAUUGGUGUACCCACUUUAUGCGUCCAUGUUAUAUAUACCCCCUUGAACAACUUGCACCAAUAAAACCAGACUUUACAAUUAUUUCGCAAACGAGUGGUUUUCGUCUAUAAAGCAAUUCUCAAAAUAUUUGUUGCACUUUGUUGAAGUCUCUCUGGAAUUGAGUGGACCUAAAAUAAAUGUAGUGAAGCUUUUAUACAGGUUCUGAUUUUCGAGCCUGACAUGAAAUAAGCAGUUUGUUAAGAUGUUUAUACUGCCAAUUUGUAUAUAAUGCAAUAAUGAUUUGUAAAUUAUGAUAAUAUUUACUGUACCAUAGAUAUUUUAAAUAUCACACAUACUAUUAUGGUUUUCUAUUGCUCUGAACAACUUUAAAUGACAGUUCAAAUAAAAACCAGCCUAUUUAA